Molecule: messenger RNA, 1437 nt
Organism: Pseudogymnoascus verrucosus
Lineage: Eukaryota; Fungi; Ascomycota; Leotiomycetes; Thelebolales; Thelebolaceae
Exons: 2
Coding region: 321-1277 (318 amino acids)
Molecular function (GO): oxidoreductase activity, acting on NAD(P)H as acceptor
Source: RefSeq, a predicted model, not a curated record
CUCGAUUUCUUCAAGUAUAAUUUUACACAAUGCUGGAUUCCAGGCUCAUUCUAGAGGGGCAAAGUAAAUUUCUUCAUAGUUCAUUCAUAUCUACCGCUAAUUAAUGUAAAUUGGACCCUGAAGUCUACGGCAAACCAGUUCCGGUAGGCUCCACCUGUCUACCGACAGUAGUGCAACAGAGCUCGUCAUACCCCGCCAUUGCCCCUCAAAUAUAUGUCUACACUUCCCAUUUUUAACGCAUUCUGUGUGCAAUUCCUCGGUAUUAAAGCCGAAGCUGCGAUAAAGCUACAACAAUAAUUCUAUCUUAACAAUUUGUCAACAUGAAUUCCACUACAGCUUCCUACAACCCCUCUCAUGAAGGGAACACUAGUGCCGAUUCCCCAAAAGAGGUCCAAGGAGUCCCAAUCCUCGCACUCAACGAUGGCCACAAGAUCCCCAUGCUUGGCUAUGGUACCGGCACCGCCCAGGCCCGUGUAGGGAACACCGGCAACGACAUAGACGAAUCUCUUGUAGCUACGAUCCUCAUGGCCAUCCACGCCGGCUACCACCACCUCGAUGGCGCCGAAUAUUACGGUAACGAGCGCGAGCUCGGUGAAGCAAUCAAGCAAUCCGGCCUCCCCCGCUCAACCUUCUUCGUCACCACCAAAAUACCCGGCACCGAACCCACAGACACUGAGGCUAGCAUCACCGCCUCCCUCGAGAAACUCGGCCUCGACUACGUGGACCUUUACCUCAUUCACGCUCCCUUCUUUGCCUCCACGGACGCUGAACUGCAGGCCAAGUGGGCCGAGUUUGAAGCCGUCAAGGCCAGCGGCCGCGCACGUAGCAUUGGCGUUAGCAACUUCUUGCAGUCGCACCUCGAGACGAUCCUCAAGACCGCCAAGGUCGUGCCAGCCGUCAACCAGAUUGAGUACCACCCAUACCUACAGCACAAGGGCCUGGUAGAGUUUAACCAGGAGCACGGAAUCGCGACAGUUGCGUAUUCGCCGCUGGCGACGCUGCUACACGCGCGACCAGGGCCAAUGGACCGCUAUUAUUCGAACUUGGCAGCGAAAUAUGGGGUUACUGAGGCGGAGGUAGCGUUGAGGUGGGUAGUGGACCAGGGGAUGGUGGUGCUGACGACUAGUUCGAAAGAGGAUCGGUUGAAGGGAUACUUGGCGAACAUUGGGAGGUGGAAGCUGACGCCGAGAGAAGUGGACAAUAUUAAGGAGAUUGGAAAGGAGAAGCAUUAUAGAGGGUAUUGGAAGAACAAAUUUGCGGCUGACGAUAGGUCGUAGAGUUGCAAAGAUAGUUCUCAGGUUACUCGCGCGCCAAAGCGCCAACUAUUUAAUUCUUCUAAUGUCUUGUCUUGAAAUUUGCAUUGUGUUUAGAAUUAUCAUUGUGGAGGCUGUAUAUAGCCACUUUCCUGAAGGCAGAAUGAAGGCUAGUUUCCAUGGG